UGGGUCUCAUGGAUUCUUGGAAGAGUCCCCGCUGGCUGCUGACGUGGAUGGCUUUUAUUUGCUCUAUCCUUCUGCAGGCCACCGCAGAGAAGUCUCCUGGUGCUUAUUUCCUUCCGGAGUUUGCACUGUCUCCUCAAGGAAGCUUUCUGGAAGAUACGACAGGGGAGCAGUUCCUCACUUAUCGCUAUGAUGACCAGACUUCAAGAAACCCACGGUCUGAUGAAGAGAAAGAUGGCAAUUGGGAUGCCUGGGGCGAUUGGAGUGAUUGCUCGCGGACGUGUGGAGGAGGAGCAUCCUAUUCUCUGCGGAGAUGUUUGACUGGGAGGAACUGUGAAGGGCAGAAUAUUCGCUACAAGACAUGCAGCAAUAAUGACUGCCCCCCGGAUGCAGAGGACUUCAGAGCUCAGCAGUGUUCUGCCUACAAUGAUGUCCAGUAUCAGGGCCGCUAUUAUGAAUGGCUUCCUCGGUAUAAUGACCCAGCUGCCCCUUGUGCACUCAAGUGUCAUGCUCGGGGACAAAACUUGGUAGUGGAAUUGGCCCCCAAAGUACUGGAUGGCACUCGUUGCAAUGCAGACUCCCUGGACAUGUGUAUCAGUGGCAUCUGUCAGGCAGUGGGCUGUGAUCGUCAACUGGGCAGUAAGGCCAAGGAAGACAGUUGUGGGCUCUGUGCUGGCGAUGGCUCCACCUGUAGACUCGUGCGGGGACAAGCCAAGUCUCAUGUUUCUCCUGAAAAAAGGGAGGAAAACGUCAUCGCUGUCCCUCUGGGAAGUCGCAGUGUCAGAAUCACAGUGAAAGGACCUGCACACCUCUUUAUUGAAUCAAAAACACUUCAAGGGAACAAAGGAGACCACAGUUUUAACAGCCCUGGAGUUUUUGUUGUGGAAAAUACAACCAUUGAAUUUCAGAGGACGUCCGAGAGGCAAACCUUUAAGAUCGCAGGACCUCUGAUGGCAGAUUUCAUUUUCAAGACCAGGUACACAGUGGCCAGAGACAGCGUGGUCCAGUUCUUUUUUUACCAGCCAAUCAGUCAUCAGUGGAGACAGACAGAUUUCUUUCCCUGUACUGUGACAUGUGGAGGAGGUUAUCAGCUCAAUUCCGCGGAGUGUGUGGAUAUCCGCUUGAAGAGGGUGGUUCCUGACCAUUAUUGCCAUUACUACCCUGAAAACGUCAAACCCAAACCCAAACUGAAGGAGUGCAGCAUGGACCCUUGCCCAUCCAGUGAUGGAUUUAAAGAGAUUAUGCCCUACGAUCACUUCCAACCGCUCCCUCGCUGGGAACAUAAUCCUUGGACUGCGUGCUCAGUGUCCUGUGGAGGAGGGAUUCAGCGACGUAGCUUUGUGUGUGUGGAGGAGUCCAUGCACGGAGAGAUACUGCAAGUGGAAGAAUGGAAGUGCAUGUACGCCCCCAAGCCCAAGGUUAUGCAAACUUGCAAUCUGUUUGAUUGCCCCAAGUGGAUUGCUAUGGAGUGGUCCCAGUGCACAGUUACUUGUGGUCGAGGGUUACGUUACCGGGUGGUUCUCUGUAUCAACCACCUUGGAGAGCAUGUUGGGGGCUGCAAUCCACCACUGAAGCUACAUAUCAAAGAAGAAUGCGUCAUCCCCAUCCCUUGUUAUAAACCCAAAGAAAAAAGCCCAGUGGAGGCUAAGUUACCUUGGCUUAAACAAGCGCAAGAACUAGAAGAGACCAGAAUAGCAACAGAAGAGCCAACAUUCAUUCCAGAGCCCUGGUCGGCCUGCAGUACCACGUGUGGGCCAGGCGUGCAAGUCCGUGAAGUGAAAUGCCGAGUCCUCCUCACCUUCACGCAGACCGAUACGGAGCUGCCCGAGGAGGAGUGUGAGGGUCCCCCGCUGCCCACGGAAAGGCCCUGCCUCCUGGGAGCCUGUGAGGACAGCCCUGCCACCCGCCAGCCAGCCACCGCGGCCCAGGAGAGGGACAGCGAGAUGACUUAUGACUGGGAGUACUCUGGGUUUACACCUUGCACGGCGACCUGCUUGGGAGGCCACCAAGAAGCGAUAGCAGUGUGCAUACACAUCCAGACCCAGCAAACCGUCAAUGACACGCUGUGCAAUGCACUCCACCGUCCCCCGGCUAUGAGCCAGGCUUGUAACACGGAGCCCUGCCCGCCCAGGUGGCACACAGGCUCCUGGGGGCCCUGCUCAGCUACCUGUGGUGUUGGAAUUCAGACCCGAGACGUGUACUGCCUGCACCCUGGAGACUCCCUUGCCCCUCCCGAGGCAUGUCGAGUGGAAAAGCCCCAUGCCUUGCAAGCAUGCAAUCAGUUUGAUUGCCCACCUGGCUGGCACAUUGAAGACUGGCAGCAGUGUUCCAGGUCGUGCGGUGGGGGAACUCAGAACCGAAGAGUCACUUGCCGGCAGCUGUUGACAGAUGGCAGCUUUCUGAAUCUCUCAGAUGAAUUGUGCCAGGGCCCCAAGGUGUCGUCUCAUAAGUCCUGUGCCAGAACAGAUUGUCCUCCUCAUUUCUCGGUGGGAGACUGGUUACAGUGCUCUGUCAGCUGUGGGGUUGGCAUCCAGCGAAGAAAGCAAGUGUGUCAAAGACUGACGGCCAAGGGUCGGCGCGUUCCUCUCAGCGAGGUGAUGUGCAGGCACCUCCCGGGGCCACCUCUGGUGAGAGCUUGCCAGAUGCCUGCGUGCAACAAAAUGAAGCCAGCAACAAAAACUAAACUAGUUGAGCAAGGUCCUCAGAUCCUCGGUGUCCAGAGAGUCUACAUUCAGACUCGGGAAGAGAAGCGCAUUAACCUGACCGUGGGUAGCAGAGCCUAUCUGCUGCCCAACACAUCUGUGAUUAUUAAAUGCCCAGUGAGACGAUUCCACAAGCCUAUGAUCCAGUGGGAGAAGAAUGGCCACUGCCUGCAGAACUCCAGACGCCUGGGCAUCACCAAAUCGGGCUCGCUCAAAAUCCACAGUCUGGCAGCCCCCGACAUCGGCGUGUACCGGUGCAUUGCAGGGGCUGCGCAGGAGACCGUUGUGCUCAAACUGAUUGGCACUGACAACCGCCUCAUCGCACCCCCAGUCCUCAGAGAGCACAGGAGAGUGUAUCCGGGGAUGGAACACAGCCAGGACAACAGCUUGGGAGCCACGUGGCAUAAAAUGCAGCAAAUGCGGAAUAACAAAAAUGACCUCUAUCUAGAUGAUGGCCAGAUUAAUAGCCAGCCUAUCUUAAGAGCUCUCUUGGGCCACUGCAGCCACUCUGCAGGACACACCAACUCCUGGGAGUUGAAGAAUAAGCAGUUUGAAGCCGCGGUUAAACAGGGGGCCUAUAGCAUGGAUACCGCCCAGUUUGAAGAACUGAUAAGAAACAUGAGUCAGCUCAUGGAAACGGGCGAGAUCAGCGAUGACCUUGCAUCCCAAGUGAUCUACCAGCUGGUGGCCGAGUUAACUAAGGCACAACCCACGCAUGUGCCAUGGAGGAGCAUCCGGGAAGAGGUGCCUCCCGCAGCUCAGCUGAGGGGGGAAAUGGGAAGUGUGCCCCCAAACUCAAAUGCGAGGGACUCAGGCAAGCUGACAUUUAGGCCAAAGGUGCCUGUUCUUAAGAGGCAGAGCCAACCCCCUGAAAUUUCAUUUAAUAAAACAAUUCAUUCAAGGAUUGGCAAUACAGUAUUCAUUACGAAAAGGACUGCCGUCAUCAAUAUUCUGUGUGACCUUGCCACCCCCAGUGAGGUCGUAUACACAUGGACCAAGGAUGGAGCAUUGUUACAACCCUCAGCAAAAAUCAUUUUGGAUGGGCCGGGGAAAAUCCAGAUCAGGAACCCGACGAGGAAAGAACAAGGAAUCUAUGGGUGCUCUGUAGCGAAUCAUCUCGGCUCAGACGUGGAAAGCUCUUCCGUGCUCUAUGCAGAGGCACCUGUCAUCUUAUCUGUUGAAAGAAAUGUCACCAGUCCAGAGCGCACCCAUCUGUUAGCUGUGGUUGGAGGCAUCGUAGAGGCAGCGCUGCGAGCAAAUGUGACAAUCCAGUGUCCUGUAAAGGGUGUCCCUCAGCCCAGUGUAACGUGGUUGAAGAGAGGAGGAGCUCUGCAGGACAAUGUUUCCUUGCUUUUCAAUGGAUCCCUGUUGUUGCAGAACGUUUCCCUUGAGAAUGAAGGCACCUACGUCUGCACAGCCACCAAUGCUCUCGGAGAGGCCCGCGCGGCAUCCGGGCUUCACGUGCUGGGUAAUGUCAACACGGCACCCCACAACAAUGACACACCAGGAGAAGCUUUACUUUCAGAGCCUUCCUGGAAGCCUGGCAACUGGACACAUUGCUCUGCUACCUGUGGCCACUUGGGAACCAGCCUCCAGAGACCCCGGUGUGUGGCGGCGGACGGGCGGGAAGUGAGCCAGGCCCUUUGUGAUCAUCUCCCCAAGCCACGGGCUGGAUUUCGGCGCUGUAACGUCCGGGACUGCCCCGCCAGGUGGUUGACAAGCGCCUGGUCAGAGUGCUCUGUGUCUUGUGGUGAGGGGUUCCGUAGUCGGCAAGUAACCUGCAAACGGAUAAGAGCCAAUGGGACGGUGCCGUCAGCAAUGCCGAGAGAGUGUGCUGCCAAGGACCGACCUCUGGGGAAGAAACCGUGCUCCAGUCGCCCGUGUGUGCCCUGGGCUGGUGAACCAGAGAACCAGUGUCCUGGGCAUUGCAUGGGUCGUAUCAUGAGAGUACAGCAGCCGCUCCACACAGUUUGUCAUCAGCACAAUGGCUCUGCAGCACGGGACGCCAACUGCGACGACAGAAAGAGACCCACCUUUAGGAGAAACUGCUCGUCGGGGGCCUGUGAUGGCUGCUGGCACACCGGCCCUUGGCAGCCCUGCACAGCAGCCUGUGGCCGGGGCUUCCAGGCCCGCAGGGUGGAGUGUGUGCACCGAAGGAGCUGCAGACCUGUGGCGGAGAGGCACUGCGGGUAUCAGAAGAAGCCAACUUCCUGGCGGCACUGUCUGGGGCCUUCCUGUGAUAGAGACUGCGCAGACACCGCUCACUACUGCCUGUUCGUAAAGCACCUGCACCUCUGUGCCUUCGACCUCUACAAACACAGGUGCUGCCACUCAUGCCAAGGAGGAUAAGGCUUUGGUGGGACCACCAUGCUGCUGUGAAGAGAAAAGAGACCCCUGAAAGCUCACUGCCCCCCAGCUAGCUGGUCCAAUCCCAUGUAUCUCGUUUACAGCCAAACAGUCCACAAAUUCUGGAGUCCCCAGGCCAUCAUGCAAAUACACCUCUGAUUUAGCAAAUGACCUUUCCCUAAGGCAGUUGUUCUUUGUCGUUUCUUAACCUCAACUCUUGGACGCAGUGUAGGCCAAGCCAGAACAGCAUGGGCCAGGGCGUCCUCCCAUCGGGCAAACUCCGCCAUGGGCAUCGCCACGUGCUGCUGCUUCCCGGGAUGCCCGAGACUGGCACUGAGCAGUCCAUCGGCAUCACUCUGGGGACUCCAGCAACCGAUGGCUUCCUUCUCCCGCUGGCUUUAGAGCGCCAAGUUCGGCCACGUGUGCACUUGAGAAGCGCUGAGCAAGAGUUGUGACCGUCUGGACUCGGGAAGGAAGGCCUGGCUCUGCUUCUGAAGGUCACCACCAUCACAACCCCGCGCCAUGGCAACCGGCGUCGGGUUGGGUUGUGCUGACCCAGACGGAGCCAGCGUUUGCAGCGCAGCGGGAGGCGGGUACCACCUGUCGCGGGCAUCCGCGACAGAAAGCACGUGGUCGGUAGGGCAACCAUCUUCCCAAUGAUGGCACCCUCUGUGGCCAGAUGGGGCAGCAGGGCAGUCAAAGGAGUAAGUCAACCUUUCCUACUGAGUUUAAAGUAAGAUUCAAAGCUUUCUUUUCAGAGCUGUGAAUGGAACUUUCUCUACGCACUACUCUCCUGCAUUCAAACAAAACCAAAUCCUUAUCAGACCUAAUUUAUGCAUCGAAUUGUAUCCCUAUGGAUUUUUAUUGUGGAAAAAAAUAUAUAUCUAAGAAAGUAAUCUAAUUAUGAAGCAUGAUCGUUUAAAAUUAUGGUUUACAAUAAAUGUUUUAGUUAGAACUGAUUUUUCCCCCAGUGAAUCCGAAAGGAAUUAGGCUAGAAGUUAGAAUCAGAACUAGAGGGCAGCUUUAGGAUUUGGUUUAUGAGAUGGGAAAUGGGAUUCGGGGGUAACUUGAGUCCUAAAGUUAGAGUAGGACUGGGCUAGAUAAGAACGGCAGUUACAUCAGCACGCAGGCUAGCAUGGGCUUCAAAGGUUAGCGUGAAGACCAGGUAAGGUUAGGGUUGGGUUGAGGUGGGUUUGGAUGGUGGCCAAUACUGGUGCAAGAGUGAGUGUCACGGUGGAGGUUACGUUUGGAGUAAACAUUGCUGCUGAAGUAUCUCCAGGCUAGCAUUCAAUUGCAAGUUCAGAAGCCGAUUUGGUGAUGGAAAUCCUUCCUUCAUAUACUACCACCUCCUGGCUUUUGAUGGCACAUAUACACACACACCCUCAUAAGUGGGUGCACUUCUUUAUUCCAUGCCCUCGCUUACUGCGUGUGCACAUGCUGUCUGUCUGUAGCCCGUUUGGCAGCAAAAUUACCUGUAACAGGUUGUGCUAAACCUAGUCCUUGGCCAAUAGUGAUAAGUGAACCAUGCAUUGUGGUUUGGGAUUUGUGUGUGAUGGAGUCUGUCUACCAUGUGCCAAACGCCUGGUCUCUCUUGCCCUCCCUUCUGCCUCCCUGACACUGGGAUGAGCACUACUGUAGGUGGAGGGUCUGGUGGUUGGGGGUGUAUGGGGAGAAGUGGAGAUGCUACACCAGCCCAGGAGUUUUCAGUUAUCAGUCACUUUUGUUAAAUUAAAAGACGGAUCACUUGUAAAAUACUUUGUAUAUAUUUAUGAUAUGACUUCAAGGUGCAAUAUUUUAUUUUGUACAGUGUGUAAUAAAGAUAUGGGACAUCUAUUUUUCUUAUUAACAAAAUUCCUUAUUAAAUCGCUUCACCUUUGUAUUUAAAGUUGAAAGUUGUUUUUUUUCAUUUGGUAUUGUUCUUUGGUCCUUUUGUCACCCAAAUGGCAUGCCUGUGUCCUUUAUUUUACUGCUGUUCCCAUAACAUGAGAGGUACUGCUUCUCUGUCGUUGAUGCUUCAGUAAUCCUGGAAUAAAUUUACUUUGAUUAUUCAGUGA
Messenger RNA from Echinops telfairi (small Madagascar hedgehog), 7099 nucleotides. RefSeq names its product ADAMTS like 3 (gene ADAMTSL3). The transcript is spliced from 29 exons. Gene Ontology annotation, molecular function: metalloendopeptidase activity. Gene Ontology annotation, biological process: extracellular matrix organization. Bases 9 to 5048 code for a protein of 1679 amino acids. Lineage: Eukaryota; Metazoa; Chordata; Mammalia; Afrosoricida; Tenrecidae. The record is from RefSeq and is a predicted model, not a curated record. Gene Ontology annotation, cellular component: extracellular matrix.